AUGUUUCAGCCACAAGCAGGACGAGUAAAUGCCCAUUGUUUGCAGGCAUAUGCUCAAGAGCUCAAGCUCCGUGGCGACGAUCAGCUCGAGCCAGGAGAGCAACAAGAGCCGAUGCAAGAGGAAUCGAGUAUUUUGGAACAAAGUACACUCUAUGAUUCUGUCAAAAGACGUCGGGCAUCAAAUCAGGCGGUACGAGAAACGACCGUCUCUACACUCAAUGGAAAGUCGAAAAAGGGCCGCCGCACAACCAAGAACAAGCAGCCAUCAAAGAAACCAAGACGCAAGCUACCAGUCAAAAGGCCCAACCAGUCCAAAGGCAAGCAUUCCAAAGCAAAACCAAUCGAAGCAGCCCCUCCAAAACAAGAGGAGCGCCAAGCCACAAUCGAUGCCCAAGAAAAAGCCAAGAAAGCUGCCAAUAUGGCCGAACAACUCAUGGAAGAAGAUCCAGGAAAAACAAAAGCAUUGCUACAAAAGAUGGCACUUGUCUGGGAAAGUCCUCGAUCGGCUCCCAACACAUGGCCACCAAAGAAUAGUGUGAUACCCAAAAAAUUCGUUUGGGUCCACUAUCCACCAUUGGAGGCUGUGCUUACAGAAAACAUGAAAAACUUCUACAGUCUAUCUCUUCACGAAAGCCAAACAGCUGGACAGGUAAAGUUCAACGAUGGAUUGGUACAGUUGAUCAAACAAGCUGCCCAAACACAUGGCUUGACAUUUGAUUCGUACUGGACGGACAAACUCCUUCGAGAUCGCAUCCGGUGCUAUUACAAAACGCACACCAUGAACGCCAAGAAACGCCUCCUGACAAUGAUUGCAAAUCCGACCGGGCCUUCCAACACCAGGCGCCUGAGUGCAGUCUUGGAGCUUUUGGAAGAGAUCCAGAAGGAUUAUGACACUGGUGACCAAAAGGAGAAGGCAUCACCAGCGGUAGGAGCGUACACUGCAACAGAACCUAUCGAAAAGACUUCAACACUUCUUGCAAGUGAAUCGGCCCUAUCGAGCGUCGCUGCAAGACGAAUGUCGAGAAAGGGAACCGUCACCAAACUCUGCGAAUGGAAUUCCAUUCUCUAG
Messenger RNA from Cylindrotheca closterium, 1068 nucleotides. Lineage: Eukaryota; Bacillariophyta; Bacillariophyceae; Bacillariales; Bacillariaceae. The record is from the annotation of a GenBank genome assembly.